UCAUAGUCAUACUGUUCUGUUCUUGGAAAGUGUUGUGUUACUAUUAUUGUGUUGCCUGUUGCCAGUCUGCAGUGUUGGAGAAAGAGGCCGCUGGUCUGUUGUUGGAGAGAUAGAGCAGAGGAGUUGUGGUGCUGUCCUUGCUUUCUUUCCUUUCGAUGGCGGAUUACGGAGUGAAUCCCGAUGGCCCGCCGCGGCUAGAAGGAAUGGUCAGUCUCAAAGUGGACAACAUCCCAUUCGAGACCACUCUCUCCGACUUGAAGCCGAUGUUCGAGAAGUACGGUCGAAUUGGAGACCUCUAUAUACCGCGAGAGAAGGAUAAGCGUAGGGCGCGUGGCUUCGCUUUCGUGCGCUACUUCUCUCAGGAUGAUGCGGAUGCUGCCAUUGAACAUUUGACUGGGACUGAACUUGGUGGGAGACAGAUCGAGGUGAAAAUGGCUCAGUUUGAUCGGCCACAGUUUGACAGGGGUUACCUCGCCAAGCGUGAAGCAGCGGAGCGGAGGCGGGAAAGAUCCCGCGGAGAACGGAACGGCCGUGACGACGAUAGAGAUCGGUACCACCACCGUGAACAGAGCUGGGAGCGACGCCGGGAAGGCUAUCGGCGUGACGAGUAUCGCCGCGGUAGCUAUGGCGACGAGGUUCACGACAGCCGGAGGCAUCGCGAGUCGUCUCGAUACAGUCCAGAGCGUAGAAGGGUGUACGCCAGUCCGCCGCGCUACAGGCACCGCUCCUACUCACCUCGACGCAUGCCGCCACCCAUGCCGCCGCGCUAUGUGCGAUCUCCGCCCCGCUAUGUACGCUCGCCACCCCGCUACGCACGCACUCCGCCUCGGCACCCCAUGUCGCCGGCGUACGCAUCGCACGGCUACUCGCGCAGUCCUCCCCGUCAGCGUUCUUACUCACCGCGCCGCUACUACUGAUGCAGUCGCCCUAUGUAGUAUUCAAGCUCUCUUCCACUCCAAUGCUGAUAUAUUGGUCCUGUUCAAGGUCUCUUACAUCGCAUGGCGCUCCAGUGCUGAUUUAUUGGUCCCAUUCAAGUUCUUGCAUCGCAUGGCACUCCAGCGGAGAAUGGAGGUGCCCCGUGCCGACGAUGUGGUGUAUUUAGGCGAGCGUUGUGGUAGUUGCAACAUGGCAAAUGUCCAGCACGGCUCUCGUGCUUGACCAGCCGAGCUGCCCGAUCUCGACAAGGGUCUGUGUGGGGGGGUCUGUGUGUGGGUGGGUGUUGCAUGCGGGACGGUGCGACCCGCCUGCGGGUGGUGAGCGCAGCAAGCACUCUUUCUCCGUGUGUAUGUGUGUGUGUGUGUUCGUGUGUGUGCGUGUGUGUGUGCGUGCGUGCAUCUGGCACGCAUCGCUCGGCGGCAUGAUACUUUUGAGAUAUUGCCAAUUUGCCAUGGUUAUCACCCCGCCAGCACCAGCCUAGACUUCAAUUCUCUUUCUUGCACUCUUUACUUCCAUUCACCCCACCAUUAGCGGUGUACAUAAUGUAGUCGUGUUGUUAGCUCUGCUGGCCCUGCGAUACAGAGGCGUCUGCACAGCGUCCUUGCGUGUGCACGCGUUCUCGUGUGUGUCCGCUUCACCUGUCCCAGUCGCGUGGUCCGGUCACGUCUAGCGCUUGCCGCUGCUGCCCUGCUAACUUUCCUCUGGCUUGCUAGCGACAUGUACAUAAUAUGACAUUAGAUAAACCUUGCACACUGUAUUGUAGAAACACGCUUUUAACCACCUUGUAAUAUGCUGUCGAAUUAAAAGCGUGUUAUGUACAUAAUAAUAUAUGUAUGACAGUGAGGUAACUUGUGCCACAGCGGCGUCUACACCAUUAGCAGCAGCAGCAACACACACACAAGCACACAACCAGCUACGGGAGCAUUGUCUUUAUCCUAGCACUGCCCAGGUGGGUCUAAUCCUCCUAAGCCGAUAGCUUGCGUUGAGAAAGACAAAAAAAAGGAGUCUGAAUGGUCACAGUCUGUAUAUAUCUGUUUUUAGUACAACACUCACUUUUACUGCACCGAUCGUUUGGGAAGUUUUCACUGGCUUGUUUUGUUACUGUGUUGUUACGUCGUUUCUGUUGUUGCGUCGUGUCAUGCAAGCAGUUCACAGCUAAGGAGGGCUGCUGUGUUUUUAGGAGUGCCUUGAACACCCUAUCUCUUGUUAUGUCUUGUGUUUUCUGUGCUAUGUUCAAGUAACAUUCUGCUAGCCUAUGCGAAUUUUUGAUUCUUUAUAAUAAUUAUCAUUAUCCUUUUUUAAUUUUGUCACGCACUCGGUUCACUCAUUCAGA
Molecule: messenger RNA, 2269 nt
Organism: Sycon ciliatum
Lineage: Eukaryota; Metazoa; Porifera; Calcarea; Leucosolenida; Sycettidae
Product: serine/arginine-rich splicing factor 2-like
Exons: 4
Coding region: 156-917 (253 amino acids)
Molecular function (GO): RNA binding
Source: RefSeq, a predicted model, not a curated record